Magnolia sinica is the source of this 4443-nucleotide messenger RNA. RefSeq names its product pentatricopeptide repeat-containing protein At3g54980, mitochondrial-like. The coding region runs from base 69 to 2717 and encodes 882 amino acids. The transcript is spliced from 2 exons. The record is from RefSeq and is a predicted model, not a curated record. Lineage: Eukaryota; Viridiplantae; Streptophyta; Magnoliopsida; Magnoliales; Magnoliaceae. Gene Ontology annotation, molecular function: protein binding.
CUCGUUUCUCUGUCAGACGCCACUACUGUUUUUUCACAGAGAGAGAGAGAGAGAGAGAGAGAGUCCGAAUGAGGUUCUCAGCUUCUUCAGCGUUCUCACCACGGCUGCCUCGGUUAUGCAUAAAUCCAAGCACUCUCCGUUCAACCUCAACCUUCUGCCCUUAUCCUGCGCACCCUUGCGAGCAAACCCCUCAACAUUCAAACUUUCAACUGAAACCCUCCUUAGAAUCAGGAUUUCCGGAUAAACCCAUCUCAGAAACAGGAUUUCCAGAAACCCCUAUUACAGAUACAAAAUUUGUAGAGAAUCCCACCUCAGAAACUGUAAUUCCAGAAAAGCCCACAUCGGAAACUGUAUUUCCAGGAGAAAUUCAUCGCCCCUCAAACCUUGUCCUCUCUCAAGAUCAUGUAAUAGAGGUUCUUCUCAACAACCGCGACAAUCCCGAAUCCGCACUGAGAUACUUCCACUGGGCCGAGCAGCAGCGAGGAUUCAUCCGAGGUGUCGAUUCCCUGUGCACCAUGCUCCAGAUCCUGAUACAGUCGGGGAAAAUCAGCAAAGUUCGCUGGCUUUUGCAACGGUCGAUUUCAGGCAGCUCCGGUCCCAGUCCAACCGUCCUAGUAGAUCGUCUGAUAGAGGUCUCCAGAAGGUGCAAUUCCAAAACUCCUUAUCUAUUCAAAUUAACAUUAGAUAGUUAUGUGCGGAAUGGGCAGCUCAAAGAGGCUAUCGAGUGUUUUACUGCGAUGGUGAAAAAUGACGUAGUCCCCGGCAUUAGGUCUAGAAAUAUCCUCUUGGCUGCUUUGGUGCGAUCAGAUAUGAUUCUGGAAGCUCGGGAGUUGUAUAUGGAGAUGCAAGAUAGAGGAAGAGAUUGCAAUUCUUUUACUCUCAAUGUGAUUAUGCAUGCUUGUUUGAAAGAAGGGAAGCCUGAGGAAGCCGAGGAGUAUUUCAUAGAAGCAAAGUCUCGGGGAUCUGAGAUCGAUGCUAUUACAUAUAGUACAGUGAUUCAGGCAGUUUGCAAGAAACCCAAUUCAAAGAGAGCUUGUGAAUUGUUGAAAGAGAUGAGAGAUUUAGGUUGGUUUCCGUCCGAGGCUGUAUACACGAGCGUAAUUGGAGUUUGUAUGAAGCAGGGGAAUAUGGUAGAGGCGUUGAGGUUAAAGGAUGAGAUGAUAAGAAGUGGACAUCUGCUGAAUUUGGUGGUCGCGACAAGUCUGAUAAAGGGCUAUUGCAUUCAAGGUGACUUGGAUAGUGCUUUGGACAUGUUCUCCAUGAUGGUUGGUAGUGGGAUUGCUCCCAAUGGUGUUACCUAUGCGGUCCUGAUUGAAGGUUGCUUUAGAAAUGGGAAUAUGGAAAAGGCGAUGGAGCUUUAUGGGCAGAUGAAAAUGAUGGGGAUUUCACCGAAUGUUUUUACUUUCAAUUCGUUGAUUCGGGGGUUCUUGGGAAAGAAGAUGUGGGAAGAGGCGCUGAAGUUGUUCAAUGAGGCAGUUGAAUUUGGAGCAGCCAAUGUUUUUACUUAUAACAAUCUUAUAUAUUGGUUGUGUAAUGAGGGUAGAAUGAGGGACGCUUGCGAUUUAUGGGAUAAGAUGGUUCUGAAAGGAGUGGCACCAAGCAUUGUUUCAUAUAAUAACUUGAUACUCGGCCACUGCAAAGAAGGGAAUAUGGUUGAGGCAUCUACCGUGUUCUCCCAAAUGCAUGAGGAAGGUAUCAAGCCCAAUGUUGUAACCUACACUACUAUGAUGAAUGGGUAUUUCAAAAAGGGGGAGUUCAAUCAAGCAUUCAAUCUACAUAACCAAAUGUUGGACUUGAGGAUUGCUCCCAAUGAUUUCACGUUCAACACUAUCAUCAACAGGCUUUGUAAAGCGGGCCGGACAUCUGAGGCAGUUGAUAUGCUCAAGAAGUUCGCAGAGGAGGGAUUUGUUCCCAUCUGCAUGACUUACAACAGCAUCAUCGAUGGCUUCAUAAAAGAGGGCAGCAUGAACUUGGCCUUGUCGAUGUAUCACCAAAUGUGUGAAAGUGGGGUGUCCCCUAAUGUCUUUACGUACACAAGUUUCAUUGAUGGGUUCUGCAGAAAUGGGAGUAUAGAUCUUGCUCUGAAGAUGUGGAAUGAGAUGAAAAACAAGGGUCUCCAAUUAGAUGUUGCUGCGUAUAAUGCUCUAAUCGAUGGAUUUUGCAAGAAAGGAAAUAUGGACAGCGCACGUGAGCUUUUCGAAGAAUUGGUUAGAGUAGGUUUGGCUCCCAGCACCGUCAUUUACAACACCCUGAUUGGUGGGUAUAGGAAUCAAAACAAUAUGGAGGCAGCAUUUGAUCUGCACAAGAGAAUGUUUGAAGAGGGGAUUCCUUGUGAUUUAGCUACUUACACAACGUUAAUAGAUGGAUCACUGAAAGUGGGUAAUAUCCUCUUUGCUUCGGAACUCUAUGCUGAGAUGCUGGCCAAGGGAGUUGAGCCUGAUAUCAUCACGUUUACAGUUCUCAUAAAUGGUCUAUGCAAUAGUGGACAGCUGGAGAAUGCACGGAAAGUCUUGGAUGACAUGGAUAGAGAGAAGAAGUGUCCUAAUGUUCUUGUUUAUAACGCCUUGAUUGCGGGAUACUUCAGGGAAGGCAAUAUGCAGGAGGCUUUUAGAUUACAUGAUGAAAUGCUUGAUCGAGGCCUUGUGCCUGAUGAUGUGACUUAUGAUAUUUUGGUGAAUGCAAAGGUUGAAAGCAACGUCUCCCUUGCUGGUAGAUGAAGCUUUGGAUUUUCUCGAGAUAAUUUUAUGUCACACCCAAGCAAAAAAAGCGUGGAAGCAUAUGAUAUUUAUCACCGAUGCUCAAUCUUCUACCAUUUUUACAUGAAGCUUUUGCCGAAACUGCUGGCUUAUACAGCUCUGUGGUGAAGGUCAGCUCCUCUGCUCCAUUACUAGUGCCCACAUUGGUUGUGAAUUGAUGGCCUCCACGGCUGCACAGUAGUCUUCAAAGGGUCUGGCUCGGUUAUCAAAUGAACCAUGCUUGUCAUCUUUGUGGCCUCCCGAUUCAUGAUGUCUUCAAGUUUCUGAAGGCGAUUUCAACCGCUUGUUGCUCAGCGCAUGCUAUAUUGCUGCCUCCUGUUGCUCUGCCAGACGAGCCUCAGCUUCUGCAGCGGCGUUGUCAUCCAACAUUUUCUUUAAUAGCUCUUUCUCGGUUUGCCUUUCUUUGGUGUGGUGGGUGUGCAGCUCGGCAUUUGUCAUCAACAACCUAGUGCUCAGCCCCUAUGCUGUGCUUGGAGUAUUCAUCUUUAUCAUGAACCUGCAGGUUGUAAAGGUGGUGCCUAUAGGACAUUCUGGGUUGCGCCAUUGGCUAGACAAUAGUGAAUUCUUCCACAUUGGUCGCAACACUGGCAGUUGUAUGCUCAGCUGACAUCAUUGUCAUCUGAAGUGGAUCUGGAGCUUGAUGAGCCGCUGGAGUUGGAACCGUUGGACGUGGAAUAAUUGCUAGCAUCAUCUUGUUCUUGGCCUUGGUUCUCGGCAUGUGGUGGCACUUCUUGGUCAUCAUCUUCAAACACAGUGCCCCUGCUUGGGUCAUGUUUGGAGUCUUCCAUGCUGUGUUCUGUUUCUGCUGUGAUUGGGUUGCCGGACGAGUUCUCGUAAUAUGGAUUCCUUUCUUCAUUGCCCGAACCCUUGUUAGGCACCAUUCUGCCUGGAGCAGUCAACACAUCAUCCUCACAAUGGUUGUGAAGGUCCAAUCUCUGGGGUACUCUGACCCAAUGCAGUAUCUGAUUAUUAUUUGAUUGCUUGUCUACCACCAUCAUAUUGAACCCACCUGAAUUCUACGCCCACUUGUUGGUUUUCCCACCUCGGUAACGACAUUCACACAAGGUCAGCUGCAGACACUCCUAGAUGUACUCGGUGAUACUGUUGAGCAUACCCACACACCCAGUGGUAGGUGACCAGUGGCUUCCUCUAUUAGUCAUGUAUCGCAAACUGAGCCCAACUCUGUUGUACAAGUCCUACAAGCAACUGCCUCCAGGUGCCCGCCUAGUGGUUUGGUUCGAAGUCAGCGUCACGAAUAACAAUCAGCAUAUCCGACCAGCAUAGAGGGAUCUCUUGGUCAUAGCCCAGCUAAUAAGCACCACGGCAAAGAUACUAAGGCUCUCUCCAAAAUUCAUCACUCUUCCUUACUAGUAGCAUGUGUGAACAAGUGCUGAUCAAGUAUCCAUUUUCCUUCAGUGCUGUGACCCGUCAUCACUCUCCUGCCUGACACCAGGCUGUGAAGGAACUGUCGUUGUGGCACAUGGUCUGAAUUCUUCAAAAGGAUUUUGGUGGGGAUAGCUUCUUCCGAUUCAUGAAACAGAAGAGCGACAAGCCGGUUGUGCUGUGCAAAUCCUGGUAGUUAUCCCCAUUCGUCCAGGGGAAAUAUAUUCAUGGGCGAGCCACAUAGAUUAUGCAAUGGGUAGAAGGUAUCUGUAAACUCACCAUAAACAAUACAAAAUCGACAAAG